Molecule: messenger RNA, 1710 nt
Organism: Suillus bovinus
Lineage: Eukaryota; Fungi; Basidiomycota; Agaricomycetes; Boletales; Suillaceae
Exons: 15
Coding region: 1-1710 (569 amino acids)
Biological process (GO): secondary metabolic process
Molecular function (GO): CoA-ligase activity
Source: RefSeq, a predicted model, not a curated record
AUGCCUGAAAUAUUCGGUGAACCACUCGAUUCGUUCGUCCCCGACGACUUGACGCUCUCCCAGUUCUUCCUCGACUCCUACCACCCCCGUAGGCCGGUCCGAACAGAUUCACCAUGGCUCAUUGAGGACGAGACUGGGAGGCGCAUUGGAUUUGAAGAGCUGCCUGGCAACUUCAAGAUCCGUGCACGAACCUUUGGAUUUGCAAAUGGACUUGCGUUGCGCUAUGGUAUUAAAGAAGAAGACGUUGUCCUUAUCUUUAGUCCUAACCAUGUUGACUAUCCUCCUGCAAUAUGGGCUACGCACCGACUGGGUGGAAUUGUUUCCGGCGCGAAUCCGACGUAUACAACGGAAGAACUCUUACACCAGAUUCAGGCCGUGAAUGCAACUCUGAUAAUUGCACAUUCGUCCUCCCUCCAUACGGCUCUCGAUGCCGCACGCGCAGCCCGCGUACCUUCUGAUCGAGUUAUUACUUUUGGCAAAUCAACUCAGCCUACUGUGGAGAGUAUCAUUCAGCUUGGACUUAGUAAAGAACCUGCGUUUGUUGAACGACGAUUGAAAAAGGGCGAGGGCAAGACAAAGAUUGCCUUUUUAAACUUUUCCAGUGGUACAACAGGUAAACCCAAGGCGGUAGCAAUUGCGCAUUAUGCUCCCAUAGUCAACGUCAUUCAGAUAGCGCAGUAUACAAAGGUCAACGAAAACUAUGCUCCUUGGGAGGAGCAGCGGUUUAGACCAGGUGAUAUAACCGCUGGAGAUAUAUAUGGCCUCGUAUUCUCUAUUUAUGCGGUCCCAUUUUUUGGAAUGUCGCUGGUAGUCAUUACAAAAUUUAACUUCACAGAUUUCUUACAGAGCAUAGAGAGGCACCAUAUCACCCACCUGACACUCGUUCCGCCUCAGAUUGUGCUGCUUUGCAAGCAUCCAGCAGUCAACAAGUAUGACCUCAGUGCCAUUCGAUUCUUAAUUUCCGGAGCUGCACCUCUUUCAGCUGAGUUGGUGAACCAGCUCAUGAAAGUAAUCCCCAAUGCCCAAAUCGGCCAAGGUUACGGGCUGACCGAAUCUUCUACGUCGCUCACAAUGUUCUCGGUGGCUCAGAAAAUAGGUGUUCCAGGUGGCGCUGGAAAGUUUCUCCCGGGUGUAGUUGCCCGAUUAGUCAAGCCUGACGGUUCACUUGCUGGCUUCAAUGAGCCAGGCGAAUUGAGAGUGAAGACGCCUUCCUUAGCUUUGGGAUACUGGAAUGAUGAAAAAGCAACAAAGGAGACAUUUGUUGACGGAUGGCUUUGCACAGGAGACGAAGUUAUUAUACGUGAAGACAAGGAAGUUUUCAUCGUCGAUCGAUUAAAGGAAAUUAUGAAAGUCAGAGGAUUCCAAGUAGCUCCUGCCGAGCUAGAAGGUUGUAUUCUAGAUCACCGUGAUGUGGCAGACACGUGUGUCGUGCCCAUACCUGACGAAUACAGCGGAGAAGUUCCGUUGGCGUUCGUCGUGCUUCGUGCGUUCGCUGCGAAUCGCGUGGGAAAAGACUCUCGUGAAGCAGACAAAGUAAAGGCGUCCAUAAUGAAGCACGUCGCAGACAACAAGGUCGCGUAUAAGCAUCUAGCGGGAGGCGUGGAAUUUAUAGAUGUCAUACCAAAAAAUCCGAGUGGAAAGCUACUACGGCGAGUGCUUCGUGAUCGAGCUCGGAGCUUGAGGUCAAGAGAGGUCAAGGCCAAGCUGUGA